AUGCAACUAGAACAAAUAAAAGUACAAUCACUUAAGCGAAAAUAUCAGACUGCUUCAUCAAGCCCUUUGUUUAAAAAUACGGAUGAAAAUAAAGGUUUAUUAUCGAAAAAUAACGUUUCCAAAUAUGCAUUAAGUACUAAGGUUAAUGGUGACGAUAAUGAGUCUGUAGCAAAAAUACGUGAUGUAAAUCCGAAAAAUCGUCCGGCUGCUUCAUCGACCCAUUUGCUUAAAGAAAAAGAUAAGAAUAGAGGUUUAAUACCAAAAAAUGACGUUCCUACAGAUGCUGAAUAUAACGUCGUUCAUGAGCCAGUAGUUGAAAUAGGUGACAACGAAUCGAAUACCCAUGAAACUGAGAGCAAUGGUAGUAUGACUUGUGGUUAUGAAGACACGAAAUUAUCAAAGGUAUAUCUCGGUCCUGAAGUUUGGAUUGAUUCCAAAUUUUUUAAGUCAUUAUUACGGAACAACAAAUAUUCAUUGUUUGUCAAACAACUUUCCCGUUAUUUAUUUGGGGAUGAAACUUUAAUGAAGAGUACCGUCACGGGAAAAACUAGUAAUCGUAAAAAAAAAAUUUGUAAGGAUAAAAAAGAAGAAUUAGUAGAUCCUGAGCAAUUAGACCCAAUAUUAAUAUCGAUAGUAAGAGAUUCUUUGAAAUACUAUUUUCGAUACAAAGGAGUUACCGAUGAUUUUAAGAUAAAUCGCGGCAUUGCAGAUAUACCUCGACUUAUUGCGAUUCUGAGUUCAGAUCUUAAAAAAUCUUCACAAAGACCAAUCUGUAAAAAAAAACCAGAAGCAACUGCCAAUAAAAACAAAGAAAACUAUCCAGAUAAUACCGUAAGAAAUGGAUCUGAAAAAAUAUCAGAUGACGAUUCUGAAUAUACUGAUAAUGACAAUGAUAAUGAUAAUGAUACCGAAAAUGACACCGAAAAUGAAAAUGAAAAUGAUUAG
Molecule: messenger RNA, 945 nt
Organism: Microplitis demolitor
Lineage: Eukaryota; Metazoa; Arthropoda; Insecta; Hymenoptera; Braconidae
Exons: 6
Coding region: 1-945 (314 amino acids)
Molecular function (GO): DNA binding
Source: RefSeq, a predicted model, not a curated record